AUGUCUGACGUCCCGCAGAAUUUAAAGCAAGAGGACACUAGCUUGGGUGUUAAACGUGUCAGAGAUGAGUCGGACUCCGAGCUGGAGACGUCUGUACCUCCCUCUGCACCAUCUCUUCCAACCAAGGAAGAUUCGGUGAAAUUUGAUGACGAUGAUAAUUCCGACGCUGAUCAGUCUCAAGGAGUCAACGAACAAGGCGAAGAAGGAAACGAUGUUGAUGAAGAUGAAGAAGAUGAAGACGACGAUGAAGAUGAUGAUGACGUCAGCCUGUCUAGAAAGGCUAAGCGGAGAAGAGCCAACCAAUUCCUUGAUAUCGAAGCCGAGGUUGACGAUGAGGAGGAAGACGAACUUGAUGAAGACGAUGAAGAAGCUGAACUUUUGCGCGAGCAAUUCAUCUCCGAUGAGCAUGUCGACAAGGGAGAAGUUCCUGAUGCCAAUGAUGACAGGCUCCACAGACAAUACGAUCAGCGUCGUCAACAGGCUGAAGAUCAAGACGCAGAAGAAUUGGCAGAAACUUUGAAGCAACGUUAUAGAAAGACUCAUACUGUUUACCGUGGUGAUACCACUGCGAGUGGAACGGUAUCCCAAAAGUUGUUGAUGCCUUCGAUUAACGAUCCUGCCAUUUUCGCUAUUCGUUGUUCUCCUGGAAGAGAGAAAGACUUGGUGCGCAAACUUUAUGAGAAGAAGCGUACUUUGGCUCGUCUGGCUCGUCCUCUUGAUAUUUUGUCCGUUUUCCAGAGGGACUCGUUCAAAGGUUACAUUUACAUUGAAGCUAAGAAGCCUGAGGCCAUUGAACGUGCUUUGACUGGUAUGGUUAACGUUUAUGCGAAACAAAGAAUCAUCGUUCCUGUGAGCGAAUAUCCUGAUUUGCUCAAGCAGGUCAAGUCGUCUGAUGUGGAGAUUGUUCCUGGUAUUUACAUCAGAAUCACUCGUGGUAAAUACAAAGGUGAUUUGGCCAUCGUGGACAACUUGUCCGAAAAUGGUCUUGAGGUGCGCUGUAAGUUAGUGCCACGUUUGGAUUACGGAAAGAAUGAUGAUAUAUCUGCCGAUGGAAAGAGAGUCAAGCUGAAGGUCAGACCCAUUCCACGUUUGUUCAACGAGCAGGAAGCCAGAAUGUAUGAUGGUGAUUUCUUACAACCUGGAAGAGGACCCAGAAGUUACAUUUAUCGUGGAGAUGAAUACAUGGAAGGCUUCCUUUUUAAAGAUUUUAAGUUGCAGUUCAUCCAAACCAAAGAUGUCCACCCCACCUUGGAAGAAUUGGAUCGCUUCCAAACCGGUAAUGCUGAAGAAGAUGGCUUGGAUCUUGCCGCAGUAGCAGCCUCCUUGAAAAACAGUAAGAACCAAGGAACUGGCCAAGUCAGCUCAUUCCAGCCAGGUGAUAAUGUUGAGGUCCGUCGUGGAGAACAGGCCAAGACAGUUGGUAAGGUUUUAAGUGUGUCUUUGAACGAAGUGACGAUGAUCGUCACAGAUAGUGGAGAUCUCAAAUUUGUCAAUCAGGAGUUGACUGUUCCAGCAAAUGAUUUGCGUAAGGUAUUCACUCCAGGUGAUCAUGUCAAGGUAAUUGAAGGCAAGCAUGCUGACCAAACUGGUUUGGUCAUUAAGAUUGACGGUGAUUCCGUUGUGUUAUUGAGCGACCAGACCAAGGAGGAUGUACGUGUUUUCGCAAACUACCUUAUCAAAGCAACUGAUACCUCCUCGAGUGCUGAUAUUGUCAACAGUAAGUAUGAGAUUAAGAAUUUGGUUCAGCUCAAUGCCUCCACUGUUGGUACUAUCGUCAAAGCCGAAAAGGGUCUUUAUGGUGUGUUGACUUCGGACGGCAGAUUGGUUUCGGUUAAGCCAACAGGAAUCGCCUCCAAGCUCGCCUUGACACGCAGAGAACAAGUUGCCACUGACAGAAAUGGUCUUAGCAUAAACGUUGGUGAUACUGUGAAAGAAAAUGGUGGUGAUAAAAGGAAAGAAGGUGUGAUUUUGCAUAUUUACAAGAGCACAUUAUUUGUGGAGUCGCAUGAACUUCAAGAGAACUUGGGAAUAUUUGUGACCAAUGCGUUGAAUGUUAGUACUGUCUCUACAAAGAACUCGAUGGUUUCCAAAACCUUAGGACCAGACUUGAGCCGAAUGAAUCCCAACUUGAAGCUCGCUCCAGUUGCGACUCCGGGCGUGAAAGUACGUGCCGGGGGUCGUGAUAAAUUGCUUUACAAGGAUGUUGUCGUUAACAAUGGUAAUUACAAGGGUCUUAUGGGCAAAGUCGUUGAAACCGACGAUGUUGACGCCAGAAUUGAGUUGCAUACCAAAUCCAAGAAGAUUAAGGUGAAUAAGACGAAGUUAAGUGUGAUGAUUAGAGGAGAGUCAAUUCCUUAUUUGAGGUUCAUUGGGGCAUCGGACGGUCCACGUCACCCCCAAGGCUCGUCUUCUGGGCCCGCCUUCUCUUCAGGAGCAAGAUCGGCCUGGGGUGGUGCAACUCCUGCCGUUAAUUCCACGGGUGGUGCUUCAACGUGGGGCGGAAAAACCCCAGCCAUCAAUGCCGGUGGUGCUUCUGCGUGGGGCUCAAGUGGGGGCGCUUCUGCCUGGGGAUCAACUGGAGGAGGAGCUUCUGCUUGGGGCUCUUCUGGUAAUGCUUCUACCUGGGGAGGAAAUGCCUCUGGUGGUGCCUCGGCCUGGGGCUCCGGUGGUGGUGCUGGUGGCGCUUCAGCAUGGGGCUCCGGAAAUAAUGGAAGCAAUUCUGCCUGGGGCUCUGGAAAUAACGGAGGCAAUUCUGCUUGGGGUUCAGGAAACAACGGAGGCAAUUCUGCUUGGGGAAGCAAGUCGGGGGGGAAUUCAUCAACGUGGGGUGGUAAGUCCGGCUCAAGUGGUGGUAAAGGUGGAAGAGAAUCUGCUUGGGGCCAGUCAGGUAAUUCUGCCUGGGGAAACAACAAUGGUGGUUCUUCUGCUUGGGGACAGAACAAUUCAGGCAACACCUCUGCGUGGGGAAAUUCCAAUUCAGGUAAGAACUCUGGAUGGGGUAAGAGUGGAGGCAACUCCUCUUGGGGAAGCAAAUAG
Sungouiella intermedia is the source of this 3036-nucleotide messenger RNA. The record is from the annotation of a GenBank genome assembly. NCBI's taxonomy places the organism in Eukaryota, Fungi, Ascomycota, Pichiomycetes, Serinales, Metschnikowiaceae.